AUGACCCAAAGGUACCACAUCAGGCUUCUGUUUAUGGCCAGUUUGGUAUUACAGAUCAUCCAUUUGGGAAACAGCUGCCAAAAAGAUAGCCAGACAGGUGAGGGAGAAGUCGCCAGUAUUGCUGCUCAGAAGCACCAACAGACCACCCUCAGCUGGAACCUGAAUGAUCUGAGCCAGGUGAACUGGAGCGCCGGGCGCUGGGGACCACAGGACGCGCUUCCCUACUCCCCGGCUUCCGGAGAGCAUGCGCCCCCGCGGCCGCGCUGCUGCCGGAACGGAGGCACCUGCGUGCUGGGCAGCUUCUGCGUGUGCCCCGUCCACUUCACCGGUCGCUACUGCGAGCACGACCAGAGGCGCAGCGAAUGCGGCGCCCUGGAGCACGGAGCCUGGACCUUCCGCAGCUGCCGCCUCUGCAGGUGCGUCUUCGGGGCCCUGCACUGCCUCCCGCGCCAGACGCUCGGCCGCUGUGACCUGAAGGACUUUCUUGCUUCUCACGCUAAUGGACUGAGUGCAGGUGGUGCGCUGAGCCUCCUCUUGCUGCCGCCCUGUGUCCUCCUACAGCGCUUCCUCCAAGAAGGGGGAGCCGCCUAA
Otolemur garnettii (small-eared galago) is the source of this 591-nucleotide messenger RNA. Its product is annotated as cryptic protein-like. Gene Ontology annotation, biological process: anatomical structure development. Gene Ontology annotation, molecular function: signaling receptor binding. The transcript is spliced from 6 exons. The record is from RefSeq and is a predicted model, not a curated record. Gene Ontology annotation, cellular component: extracellular region; cell surface. NCBI's taxonomy places the organism in Eukaryota, Metazoa, Chordata, Mammalia, Primates, Galagidae. The coding region runs from base 1 to 591 and encodes 196 amino acids.